CGACCCUUAGUCAGACUACUGCAAAAAGACGAACCAUGGGAGUGGGGACAGGAACAGGAAGCCGCAGAAAAAGAAUUAAAACGACAGAUCACAGAGGCAUCCUGCCUAGCAUACCCAGAGAAAGGGAAAGAAUACUACCUGGAGACCGCAUACUCAGAUCAUAGUAUCAGCUCGGUACUGUACCAGAGACAGGAAGCAGAGAAACGAGUUAUUGCCUAUGCCAGCAAAGCCCUCCGGGGAGUGGAGAUGAAGUUCUCCGAGUGUGAGAAGGCGAUAUUUGGAAACAUCUGGGCCAUACAACAUUUUCGGAACUUGUUGAACGGAGAGAAGAUCAUCCUGGAAACGAAUCAUGAAUCCUUGGCAUACCUCAACAGUAAGAAGAUUCGAGAGGGCCGCGUAACCAGCAGCCGAAUAGCCAGCUGGGCACUGACACUCCAAGGCCUACCAAUCACAGUGAAAUACGCAAAAAACAAGAAAAGUCCAAUGGCCCAAGGUCUUGCCGAUUUACAUGAUUGUACCUUUGACAGCAUAGAAGCAGAGGACGAAAAGAUACCUCCGGAGGACAACAGGUACCUGCCCUUCAGGAAGGAGACAUGUGCCGACCUACCAGUGGUAUACAUCGAUGGAUGCUCCAAGAUGAAGGAGAACAAGCUUCACGCUGGGUCAGGAGUCAUUUGGGAAACUGGCCCACUCACAGGGAUUCAAGAGGGAUUUCAGCUGGGACCAAAGUCAAACCAGUAUGCAGAGUUGGUCGGGGUACACAUCGCUGUCCAAAUGGCAUCCGAUAACCAAAUACGGACCAUGGUGGUGUGCACUGAUUCCAACUACGUACAGCACAGCUUCCUGCACCACCUACCCAUAUGGAAAAAAAACGAGAUGAAGAACCAUAGGAAUAAACCAAUUCGCCAUCGAGAACUAUUCGAGGCCAUAGAUAAGAUGGUUCAGAACAAGGAUAUGAAGAUAUUUUGGAAGAAACUCAAAGGGCACUCCAAGAUACCUGGUCAAGAGAAAACUGGGAACGACCAAGCCGAUGCCAUAGCAAAAGUGGGAAGCCUGGAAGGCACCCCGUGGAAGCUAGAAGACCAAACCGACAGAGACGGACAACAAGAGUCGACGAACCAAGACAUCGCCGUGAUAAGACUGGUCACAAGAAGUGGGAAGAACCCGGCAGAAGCUGGAACCAGAGCCCAAUUGAACAGUGCCCAGCCUUCCGAAGACCUGAUCAGAAUGCAACAAGAAGACGAAACACUAAAGACACUCGCCGAUCAUAUCCAAGAUCCAGCAGGAAAACCAAUCACUACUGACAACUUGAAUGACAACAAAGAGCUCGAGAUCAUGCAUAGCCAAAUCAAAAGGUUCUCAAUGCGAAAAGGGCUACUGGUAUACACAAACGAAAAAGACGGUCGACCUAGAUGGGUAGUCCCCUCUCAAUAUCGAGAAAUAAUGUUACAACACGCCCACAAUGAACCGUGCAGCGGCCACCGAUGCGAGGUGAAUACGGGACAGAUGCUGCGACAGGUGGCCUACUGGCCAAAAAUGGGGGAAGACAUACACAAACAUGUGUCCAACUGUCUCGUGUGUUGGAAUGGCAGCCCUCCUGCUCACGCUCCUGCUAACGUACCUUGCCAAGCUAGAAGGGAGCCAAGAGCUGAUCAAGCCAGGACCAGAAUCCGGGGUGAUGCUGAGAGACUCCUCCAGCUUCCUAGUAACCGAAACGAAAAUAGUAACCCAACAAGUCUAUGUCUCCUUGGAACCUGCCUUGGUGGUAAAGAAGCACUUCGGGAAGUUACCACCCCAAGCCACCAAAGCAACCCGAAUAUGGUAUUAUGACUUCCUAAGAUAUAGUGAACAGAAUAUCGGAACGAUCCUGAAGCAAUUACAAAGAACCAUGAUACUUCCCCCCACCACUGUCAACCUAACACGUUCCAAGAGGUCUAUCGGCCUGGGAGGGGUCUUUGGAAUACUAUCCGGUUUUAGCUCCUUAAUCACACUAGGAGUAUCCAUAUCCAACGCCGUAAAGAUUGGACACCUCACGCAAGGUAUCGAGAAUUUACAGCUCGAUAUGCAUCAGAUCUAUCAGCAAAUACAACACCAACAAAAGAAUCUGGUCGAAAUGGGAUCCACCCUCCGAGACACCGUGGUUCUCGUAAACCUACAUUCUAUCAUGAUUAACUUAACAUUCCAAGAAUUGAGUUCUGCAAUCCGAGGUCUAUACGAAGAAGAGAGUAUUCGAGAGCCAAUUCAGUGGGUGAUCCAAGACUUGUUGCGUAGCAUCAGCGGCAGCAUCAGUGAUCUUAUACAAGGACAAAUUCCGUCAUAUCUGGUAACUCCUACACUGAUAAAAGAUAUGCUACAAGCAGCAUCCCCGGAAACAAUCAGUCCAACUCAAGUACAAAUUGCCUUCAACAUGGGUACAGCCACACCCAUACAUGUGGACCCCCAAACUAGACAGCUGGCAUUUUUGCUAAAUUUACCCCUGGUCAAACCCGGAAAUGUAUUUCGAUUGCGGACAGUAUUGAACGUGGGUACAUGGAAUAACGACAUUUACUCCAAGAUGGAAACUCCCUUAGUGGUGGCCUACCAGGAAGAAGGCCCCCUUAAGUACCUGGUGCCUGACCUAAACCUGUGUCAAAUAAUGAAAGAGGUUCAUUGGCUCUGCCCAGGGGAACCAUUUCUGACCAAUACAGCAGAAAUAAUGUGUGGUCUGUCAAACCUAAGCUCCAAGGAAACUUGCAAGUUUAAGCUAAGUAAACCCAAAGAAAGAACCGGAACAGUGGCCAUGAUAGCUAAUGCCCAGUGGUUGAUUAGCACCCCUCUAGACACGGCAAUUGUUUCCACCGAUCAACACUCCAUAACCAUGGAAGUUCCGAUUCCAAGCCACGUCGCACUGGUCACAAUACCAAGAGGAACAUUCGUACGCAUAGGGGACAAGGUAUUAUAUAACCUAGACAAAAGCCUACACCAAGCGGAGGUAGAAAUAGUAGACACAUUCCGAGGCCACAAGUUUGAGAUAAGCAGCACUCUGUCCAACUUGUUGAACAGUAAAGAAUUCCAUAUGGUGAAAUUAUCCCUCAGCGAAUCAGAGAUUAACAUAACAGAUCUUACUUGGGCGACCGAAGAGGCUGGAUAUCAGCGAAAUCAACAGAUGGGGAUGGGAAUCACAGGGGCAACAGGGAUGAUCAUACUAGUCCUGGCUAUUCUAACCUUAACAUACCAUGUGGCCAAAAUGAAUGCCGAACUUAAAAGACUAAUCGCAGGCACAAGCCACCUACCAUUCAAGCCCAGGAACAGGGAUAGAGCCAAGGCCUGAUGAUGCCACCCAAGAAUAACCGUAGAAACUAUCUUUUUAACGAUAUCUCCUAUAACACGUAGUCAAUAGAAUCAUUUUUCCCUCCCUUAUCGUUUUACCUUCCUUUAGAAUUUUUUUUUCUCUUUUUCUUUUUUCCUCUCUCUUGUCACAUAUAACCAUGUUAAGUUGUGACACGUACGCGCGCGUUGUAAGGAAUAGCAGCAAAACUUGAGGACAAUCGAUGGUUCAUGAUGGAAGAAGGGUAUACAUUUUUUUUAAAAAUAACCCGUGGCCAUUUGACCACUGGUCAUUUUUAAAAGGGCGGAAUGUUGUAUACUAACCCUUCUUCCAAAAUUGAGAUUAAUAAUAUUUGAUGAUAUUUUUAUAUAUUAUCUUUUUACUUGUUUUUUAAUGAAUGAAACACACCAAAGCGCAGCAAACUGCAAAACACCAGGUGUUGUUAAGUAAUGAACUGGAGGAGGGCUAGGAUGGCAGAAUUUGCAACCUUGCUUCAAGGAAAGAUAAGGCCUGAUGAACGGGCACAUGUCACCCGUGCAGGCGGCAGAGACAGUGGGAGUGUCAGCCAGACAUAGUUAAGGCAAAAAGCCCAACCAUCCUGCAUGGUUUUAAAGUAACGUCAAAAUUCGAAAUUCAACAACAGAGUAGGCUAAAUUAUCGAUCCUCGCGCUCGCUCAAAUUGGAGACCAGGCUGCGAGCUACAUCAAUGAACCAUUGCCCAUUUGCUAAUCCAAUACUGAAUGUUAAUAUUACUGAAGUCAAAACGAAUUCUAUGACCUCAGCACAUGGGCAAAUAAUAGGGCAGUGUCGACUCAAAGGCAAUGGAAGAAAGCAGAGGCGCCUUUGUCUAAAUCACAACCACAGAAAGCCAGGAAUCAUCACUGAUUGUGUGUUUAGGGAUUCCGAGCUAGUUGGAACACGUGCACAGGGGAGGGAGCUGAUUUAAACAACCCUGCACGUCUGAACGUGAGGGGGCCUUUGACCUGAAAUUAAGAAUAACACUCCCAGAGCAGAAGGUUGGAUGGCCACAGUGAGAGGAGAAUAAGAGUGGUGUAUAUCUCUCAAGGAGGCAGACCCAGCUGAACAACAAGGCUGCGGGGGUCACCAGAAGUUCGCGUUCGCCUAGUUAAGACAAAAAGCUCAAUUAUUCUGUAUUGCUAUUAAAGUAACGUUAAAGUCGGAAUUUAACAACAGGGUAGGCUAAAGUUAUUGAUAUUCACACCCACUCCAAUUAAACCAGGCCACAAGUUACGCCUACUGAACCAUCACCAUCAUUAAGUCAAUAUGAAAUGUUAUUUCCAUACUUUAAUACUUUCUAUACAACUCGACCCGAAGCAUAUGACAAUCAGAACCUUCCUAAGUCAAAAUUGAAUCGCACCCAGACAGGAGCGAAUAGUCGAUAUAAGGUUGAAGAGGGAAGGAAAUUAAGAGCACGGCGAACUGCAAACGUAAGCAAAAAGCCGGGAACGACACCAGCCCAGCAACAGCGAGUCGGGCUUCGACAGGCCAUAAAAGUAGGAAUAAUAACUCCCGGGGUCAGGGGACACAAGAAGAAGCAGGCAGACAAAAACCAGAACUGACUCCAAGGUUCAACCGCCCUCACCUACAAGGAGUGACGGAAAUUAAUGAGGCCUUGAGUUAACGGCGUCAGCUGGACGGCAACAACAACGGCGAGCAGAGAUAGGGUGGGGCAAUGA
Molecule: messenger RNA, 5004 nt
Organism: Lethenteron reissneri (Far Eastern brook lamprey)
Lineage: Eukaryota; Metazoa; Chordata; Hyperoartia; Petromyzontiformes; Petromyzontidae
Source: RefSeq, a predicted model, not a curated record